Molecule: messenger RNA, 2101 nt
Organism: Trachemys scripta elegans
Lineage: Eukaryota; Metazoa; Chordata; Testudines; Emydidae
Product: receptor-interacting serine/threonine-protein kinase 2-like
Exons: 13
Coding region: 281-2092 (603 amino acids)
Biological process (GO): protein phosphorylation; regulation of apoptotic process
Molecular function (GO): ATP binding; JUN kinase kinase kinase activity
Source: RefSeq, a predicted model, not a curated record
GGACACUGGAAAACCAAGCUAGCAAGCAGCAACUGUAGGAAGACUGACAGCAAGGUGAAACCGCCUUCCUGUUCAUCCCAAGUAGUUGAAUCUUUUCUGCAGAGUAGAGGAGGAAGUCAUGAUCUCCUUGGAAUGCUGCAUUUAACUCCUGUCUGCAAUGAACUGGCCAGCCCAUGAAGAGAACCUAGAUGACUGCAGUCACUAAGGAGUUACAGUUUGCACACACAACGAGGGGAAAUUUUGGAUGUGUGUAGGCAGCCAAUAAAAGAGGAGAUAAACAAUGCAGCUGACUCAUACCCAGCAAGGCUUAGACUGUGACUGCAUCACUGUUCCAGGCAGAUCGCAGCUCUUUGUUGCAGUCGCACUAGCUCACUCCUGUAGUCUCUAUGCCCACACGUCUGGAGUUCUCUCCCCCACUAAACGCCAGAAAAUGGCCAAUCUGAUGCCCGUAAUAGCCCAGGAAGAGCUGGAUAACUUUAUCUUCACCAGGACAAGUUCUGGCUUCGCCCUCAAAGCCUUUCAUGCUCCUCAGAACAUUAACGUAUCACUGAAACUGCUGACCAGCCAGAAUACAACAGAGAGUGAGUUGAAGGUGCUACUCCAAGAUGUAGCAAACACACGACGCAUUCAGUCUGAACAGCUCCUGCCUUCUCUUGGGAUCUACCAAUCUCAGGGACUUCUGGGGGUCGUGACUGAAUGGAUGUGCAAUGGAUCCCUCCACUCACUCAUCCACGAGCACCACCUGUACCCAGAAUUGCCUUUUCCCCUACUCAUGCGGAUCCUGUCAGAUGUGGCUGAAGGAUUAUAUCAUCUCCAUAGACUAGAUCCUCCUCUCCUCCACUACAGCCUGAAACCCUCCAAUGUCCUUUUGGAUACACAAUAUAGAGCUAAGAUAACAGAUUAUGGUCUAACCUCCUGGAGGAAGCAGCAAAGAUCAGUUCUGCAGAACUGCAAUAGAAGCUGCUGGGAUUUGGUAUACCACUCUCCUGAAAUACUUGAAGGAGGUGUACCCUCACAAGAAGGAGAUAUUUACAGCUUUGGAAUGCUAUGUUGGGAAAGCUUAAGCAGACAGAAACCUUUUGAAGGCAAAAAAAACCUGCUGGAAGUUGUGACAGGAGUGUGUAGUGGCCUGCGGCCUGGGACUGAAGCAGAGUAUAUACAGAGCAAUUUGCCUCAGAGAAACAGGCUGUUACAGCUCAUCAUACUGUGCUGGCACCAAGACCCAGAUUACAGGCCCCAAACUGCAGAAUGUGUGGAACUCUUAAGGAGAAUUUUGAGUGCUUUUAGCAAGGAGAAGAUUUCCAGUGCAAUCUACAGUUUGAUUGAUGCAAAGGAGAGAGCAGUAAAUGCCUGCAAAGGCUCAGUUCCACACAUGCUUCAGACACAUGUGCGCAAUCUAGAGGUCAUCUGUGCACAGAAAAACAGCAACCGGCUUAUCGACAAGAGUGUCCAUCUAACAGCACAGAGAUUGUCAACUGUUCUUGACAGCCCUGCAGGAAGAGAGAAGGCUAAUCAGAUGGUACUUGCAGAUAUCACAGCGCCAAACACAACACAAAAAAAAGCUCAUCCAGGUAGUAGAGAAUCAGCUCUGCAGCAUUCCUUUCCCACUCCUUGUACCUCUGAUCCACAUGCAAGCAGAGAAGAUGGUGGUCAGUGUCAAAGGGACCCAAAGCUGUGGCAGCAGCAGCCACUACAGUUAUCGCUGCCACCUGAGCACAGUCCCCAUCAUAGCCAAUUUCAAAGCACACAGUGUGAACAAACAUUAACAGGUCCUUGCUGCAAAGGCAACUGCUGCCAGAUCCUAGCCUGUGGGCGACAGACUAUCUUGAGCUGCAUGACAGAAGGGCGCCUCAACCACAUUCUUGAUGUCCUUCGCUCCCAGCGAGUGUUGUCUAAAAUGGACUAUGAAAUGAUCACCUCUUUCCCCACCCUGACCAGCCGCGCUCGUGCUUUGUUGGACACUUGCCUCUGCCUUGGAGAGAGGGCAGCUCAGAUUGUAGUGACUGUGCUCUCAACUAGCAAAUGUAGCCCUCUGGCACGAGGCAGCCAUAUCACAGACAGCUCUGCUAAAUUAAAUAGACGACUGCAGUGACUUAAGUUA